Molecule: messenger RNA, 1594 nt
Organism: Heterocephalus glaber (naked mole-rat)
Lineage: Eukaryota; Metazoa; Chordata; Mammalia; Rodentia; Bathyergidae
Gene: Rnf212
Product: ring finger protein 212
Biological process (GO): homologous chromosome pairing at meiosis; reciprocal meiotic recombination; protein sumoylation
Cellular component (GO): synaptonemal complex
Molecular function (GO): SUMO transferase activity
Source: RefSeq, a predicted model, not a curated record
GGUUUUGGCGGGGUGUCUCAGUGCGCAGGCGCGACAUCCGCAGUGCGCAGGCGCUGAGCUGCCCACCGCGUUUGCGGGCCUCCGUGGCCUCGCAGACUCGCCGGGUAUGGCCAGCUGGGUGUUCUGUAACCGCUGCUUCCAGCCACCCCACAGGAAGUCAUCCUUUAGCCUGACCAGCUGCGGGCACGUGUACUGUGACGCCUGCCUCUGCAAAGGCAAAAAGGAUGAAUGUGUGAUUUGUAGAGUUCCUUGUCGUACAGUUUUACUCACAAAACAUACCGACUCCAGCAUCCAGGCCUUCUUCAUGGGUAUAGACAGCUUGUGUAAGAAGUAUUCACAGGACACUGCCCAGAUUUCAGAGUUCCAAGACAAGCACAGGAAGAGGCUGCUCGCCUUCUAUCGAGACAAGAUCUCACAGCUGGAAGAGUCACUCAGGAAGUCAGUGCUGCAGCUGGAGCGGCUGCAGAGUAUGAAAUCAUCACAACAAACAGCUUUCAGCACCAUAAGGAAUUCAGUUGCAACAAAGCCGGAUGGGUACGUGUGGCUGCCACCCAACACAUCAGCCCCUGACAGGGUGGAGUCAAUGGAGAUUGACCUUACGCCUUCCCCAGUGAGGAAACCUGAGGUCACGGUGGGCCCUGUGAGAAUCUCCGUGAUUAGUCCGCCUCAGGAUGGACGCAUGGGCAGUGUCUCCUACUGGGGCCCUCAGCAUUCAGGCCUGACACUUGGCCCAACGCCCAGCCAGGCGAGCAUGGCGAAGGCUCUCAGGGUCCCACCUCUGCAGGUGCACUACAAGCUUCCAUCGCCAGCUCCGGUGUCCCAGCUGCCUGGCAGAGCAGGGAGAGGGGGCUCCCCUGGCCCUGGUAGCACCCGGGAUGGGCCCCGGCCGCCCAUCAGCAUCCCGGGACUGCUGCAGAGGCAAAGCACAGGCCGGUGCCCUCAGACAGAGGGGAGGCCUGGCAGAGGAGCAUUCAAGCCGAGUGCCUGAGCAGAUGGCGUCCUGGAGGCCCAGGACUACGCGGGCCCUGGAGAAGUCGUUAGCCUUUCAGAAGCACCGUAGUGACUCAUUCUUGUCUUACAGAUACACCAGUCCUGCUCUGGAAGGGCUCCUGUGACACCUGAAACUUAAAAACAUGUAUUUAAAGGAAUGAACUCCUACCCCAGCAUGUUUCUCAUGUGGCAUUUGCAUUCUUGUGUUCAUCCUUGUGAGGUUAGCACCUGUCUCUUGUGACCCCAUGUCUCCUGCAGGGCCUACUCCCUUCUGGGAGCUGAUGCAGGGGAGAUGAGCGGUCCGCGUGCUGCACCUCCCUCAGUGUCUCUCUUCCUGGUGGCUUGUGCUGCUCUGUGAAGAAUGUGGCUGUUGCUCUGGCUGAGCUUGUCAAGUAGUGUAACUGAAUAAAACAGUCUGGUUGUCUGGCCACCUCUCUGUGCUGUGUUUCAGCACCUCAGACCCUCCUGGGGCCCAUGAGCACUGUGCACAGAGUCCCCGCUUUCCAGGAAGGCAGCAGCACAGCACAGCUCUGCCUCGUCCCUUGUGGGGUGGUAUCGCUCCUGUGUCUACCUGCAGUGCCCAUGCCAGCCUGGGGUACAAGCA